AUAGCGACUGUUAGCACAGCCAAUAGCUACUUUCCUUACUGAGGAGUUGGCAACACUGUACUCUCGCGGUACUUACCCUACCCACAAGCCCCCGGUCUUCCUUUCUGCCUGAACCGAAAUGCCUAAGGGAAAGAAGGCUAAGGGGAAGAAGGUGGCACCCGCCCCUUCGGUGGCCAAAAAACAUGAGGCCAAGAAAGUCGUCAACCCCCUGUUUGAGAAGAGGCCAAAGAACUAUGGCAUCGGCCAGGACAUCCAGCCGAAGCGGGACCUGACGCGCUUUGUGAAGUGGCCUCGUUACGUCCGCCUCCAGAGGCAGCACUCCAUUCUGUACAAGCGUCUGAAGGUUCCUCCUGCAAUCAACCAGUUCACCCAGGCUCUGGACCGCCAGACAGCCACCCAGCUGUUUAAGCUGGCCCACAAGUACAGACCAGAGACCAAGCAGGAGAAGAGGAAGAGGCUGCUGGCUCGUGCCGAGCAGAAGGCAGCCGGGAAAGGAGACACUCCUACCAAGAGGCCUCCUGUCCUUCGCGCAGGUGUGAAUAGCGUCACCUCUCUGGUGGAGAACAAGAAGGCUCAGCUGGUCGUCAUUGCCCACGAUGUGGAUCCAAUUGAGCUCGUGGUUUUCCUGCCUGCUCUGUGCCGUAAGAUGGGCGUCCCAUACUGUAUCGUGAAGGGCAAGGCCAGACUGGGAAGACUGGUGCACAGGAAGACGUGCACUUCGUUUGCUUUCACACAGGUUAACCCUGAGGAUAAAGGUGCCCUGGCUAAGCUUGUGGAGGCUAUCAAGACCAACUACAAUGACAGAUAUGAGGAGAUCCGUCGUCACUGGGGAGGUGGUAUCCUGGGCCCCAAAUCCACAGCCCGCUUUACCAAGCUGGAGAAGGCUAAGGCCAAGGAACUGGCAACCAAGCUUGGUUAAAAUAUUUGGAAUAAAAAAUGUAUGUUCUAAUACAA
Messenger RNA from Fundulus heteroclitus (mummichog), 954 nucleotides. It is a transcript of the gene rpl7a, whose product is annotated as ribosomal protein L7a. The record is from RefSeq and is a predicted model, not a curated record. NCBI's taxonomy places the organism in Eukaryota, Metazoa, Chordata, Actinopteri, Cyprinodontiformes, Fundulidae. The coding region runs from base 119 to 919 and encodes 266 amino acids. The transcript is spliced from 8 exons. Gene Ontology annotation, biological process: ribosome biogenesis. Gene Ontology annotation, cellular component: ribonucleoprotein complex.